Molecule: messenger RNA, 988 nt
Organism: Setaria italica (foxtail millet)
Lineage: Eukaryota; Viridiplantae; Streptophyta; Magnoliopsida; Poales; Poaceae
Exons: 6
Coding region: 110-577 (155 amino acids)
Source: RefSeq, a predicted model, not a curated record
CCUGCGGCCGCUGCUGCGGUGACAGGCAGGCAGACGCAUCUCUUCCUCUCCCGCGAGCUCGAGGCGGAUCGAUUCGAUCGAUCCACACCGCGAGCGGAGGGAGGGCGCCAUGGCCGCCGCGGGGGACGCCGCGCGCUGCUCCGAGAUCCCUGGGCGGUGCCACCACUGCGCCGGGCCUCUCUCCAAGGACAUGGAAACGAGCAGCUGGACGGUGCCUCCGAUGGUUCGAGAUAGCUUCUCCAUGAUUGGUUCCGCUGUUGGGGGUAUAGCUGGAGCAUUUUAUGGCUUCAACCACACUAUGCCUGUUGUUCGACGUUACAUAAAGGGGCCAAUGUGGAUGCAUUUUCUUGUUGGUGCACCACCAGUUAUUGUGUUCUCUUCUGCAUGUGCUGGGUUAGCAGGUGGUACAAUACCAGCCGCCGCACAGCUGGUUUCAUCAUCCUAUCAUGCUGCUAUGUCAUCGCCCUCCUUUGCCCGCUCUUCUUCACAUGCAACCAUACCAUCGCAGUCCUUUGCCCGCUCCUGCUCUGCUUCUCAUGAUGACAUGCACAAGGCAAGAAGCUCCUCGCCGUUGUAACUUAUCGGUGCAGCAGAUCCUCUACAUAACUUGCCUGCCUUGAGAAACUAUCCUAACUAUGCAAGACAAGUUCCACCCUCUAUGAACCAUGAAUGUGGUUCUCACCUGUUUAACGAGGGAUGUUUCUUUUGUAAAUGGUAAUUUUACAAAAUUUGGUAUCUAUCACGGUGUAUAGCUUUUGGCUUUUGGGUUAACUUUUGUAGUCUAAUAAGCCCCGAAGUGUCAUGAUCGGUUUGUUCACCUGGGGCUGUUUUCAUAUUCUAUCACUCGGAUCAUACUGUUUGCUCAAUAGCAUGACUUAUUCAAUUUUGACGAGGCCGUAUGCUUGUAAACUUGCAAGUCUUGCGUGGUGGUUACUCGCAAUGCUGGUGCCUACGUUGGAUAUACAUUUGCAGACAUGUUUAAAGCUCA